This is a messenger RNA of Pocillopora damicornis (cauliflower coral), 1078 nucleotides long. RefSeq lists its product as uncharacterized. Lineage: Eukaryota; Metazoa; Cnidaria; Anthozoa; Scleractinia; Pocilloporidae. The record is from RefSeq and is a predicted model, not a curated record.
AUGAUUAAAAACAGACGAACAUUAGGAGAGACAAGUCAGAAACGCAACAAAGUGGAACAUAGAGGACAAGAAUCAUGCUUGAUGUUUGGUCAACCGACCCUCGUUAGCAGACAUUUGGCGGUUGUGUUUCUUCUGCUUAUUGCCACCGCAAACUUGACAUCUGCGAGUCCUGUUCGUUCUAUACGAUCUCCUUCUAGGAAGGUUGUGGAUUACAAAGUUCAUAUCAACGAAUCUGGGGCACAGUACGACGAGACAAUCGAAGUAGACACGGAGAAGCAAACUGAACUUUUUAAAGUUCCUGCCCAUAAUAACGUGGACCAAAGCAAUAUUUUGUACGACUUCAAGGCGAAUAUGAGCAUGCUGAUGUUACCCGGUAAAAAGAUCUGUUAUUAUAUGCCACUGUCAGCAGAGAUGCCUACGCCAACAAAACUCGGAAGGGAUCUUGAUCAGACCAAGGGGAUGGUCGACGACAGGACGAAAACGAUUGAUAGCAAAUGGACAGUGGAUAAUGAGAUUACCGAUCGGUCUGUGCUGAGCGAGGAGUUGGCAAACUUUUGUUCAGAAUACCCCAUAUACCAGGUCAAAUUCUUGGACGAUUCCGAGACUUCUACAACGAUUCAUACAAAAGGAACAAAACAUCGUACUCGUCGCAGUUCAGAAUUUCCUCCCAUUGGUGUCUCUGUUUUGUGCCCUGGUGGAAAAAGCAUCGUUACUGACGGGGACGUAAGUUGGUGCAGUGACAUCCAGGGAUGUUGGAGAAAAGUAUACAAAGUUCAUUCCUAUUCAUGCUUUCAGACCGUACGCUGUUUCUCAUGGGGCUGUGUUUACCUUCACUUCACGCAAGAAGUGUAUUGUUUGGAAUAUCAGUGUAAAGAAGACACUUCUCAUCAUAUUGACAACACAACUGCCUGAUGAAGACAGUUCUAAUAGCAACGAUAGUAAUUCAUUUUCAUAGUACUCAUAACUUCACAGUUUAAGACGCUCAGCCGUUAUAUCAUCAACUGUCACGAAAAUAGAAAGAUAUAUGGUAAAAAUGAGAUGGUAAUUCAAAAUUGUAAAGUUUUUUAAUCUAAGGAUA